AUGGAUUCUCCGAAACUCCCGUACUCUCUCUCCGCCUCCUCCUCAACCCCAUUCGCUUCCUCCGCCGUCAAACCUCACCGGAAAAACCUCCCUUCUCGUAAUUGCAUCCUCAUCAUCAUCGCCUUAUCCUGCAUUCUCUUACUUCUCUUAACCCUCCUCAUCUACGCCACCACCUCCAAAUCCUCUCACAACCGCCACAACACGCCGCACCAAUCCCCCUCCUCCGGUGAUCCUCCUCCGCCGGAGACUCCUUCCCCUCCUCCAGUCGCGCAGAUCCGCCUCGCCUGUAACGCCACGCGUUUCCCAGACCACUGCUUCUCCUCCCUCUCCACACCGGGUCGGGUCCCUCCGGACCCUAAACCGGUCCAGAUAAUCCACUCGGCGAUAUCCGUCUCCUUCGAGGGUCUCAAAUUCGGUCAAUCGAAAAUCCAAUCUAUUCUAGACUCCUCCGCAGGGAAUAAAAACCGAACCAACAUCGCCACCAUUUGCCUCGAGAUCCUCUCGUACUCCCAGCACCGCACCGAAUCGACGGACGUCGCCGUCACGACCGGUGGAAUCAAAGACGCCCGUGCGUGGAUGAGCGCAGCUCUAGCUUACCAGUACGAUUGCUGGUCAGGUCUCAAAACCGUCAACGACACCAAGCAAGUCGUCGACACGAUCACGUUUCUCGAUGAUCUCGUGAAACUCACCGGAAACGCGUUGAGCAUGAUGGUCUCGUUCGACAAUUUCGGAGACGACGUCGCUUCCUGGAUCCAUCCAGCUACGGAACGAGACGGGUUUUGGGAGAAAACUGGGCCGACUUUGGGCUCGGGUUUGGGUACGGGUAAGGAGGCUAAUUUGGGAUUUCCGUCUGGAUUAACGGAUGACGUGACGGUGUGUAAGGACGGAGGGAAAGGGUGUGGUUAUAAGACGGUGCAGGAAGCCGUCGACGCAGCCCCCAAAACUAACGGAACCGUUAAGUUUGUGAUACGGAUUAAAGAAGGUGUGUAUGAGGAGACCGUGAGGGUCCCGUUUGAGAAAAAGAACGUCGUGUUCAUCGGAGACGGAAUGGGCAAAACGGUAAUUACAGGAUCGUUGAAUGUAGGGCAACCAGGGAUGACGACGUACAACUCUGCUACUGUCGGUGAGUUUCUAUUAGCGUCACUGUUUAGUUAA
Messenger RNA from Thlaspi arvense, 1155 nucleotides. NCBI's taxonomy places the organism in Eukaryota, Viridiplantae, Streptophyta, Magnoliopsida, Brassicales, Brassicaceae. The record is from the annotation of a GenBank genome assembly.